GUGUUCUAUUUAAAGAUCAUUUACUCCAAAACAAAACAAAAUCAUUUCUUCCAGAGGCACAAAUACGCGGGUGCUGGUUGUUUUGAGGAAACUGAUGAACAUCGAGCAAAGACUCUGUCGUUUUUCGAUCCGGAGAACAUUCGUACGUGUAGUAUUCGACGAAGUUUAUUUGAAAUUGAAAGGCGUUGCAGAUGCUCAAUGCGUCGAGCUUAUACUCCAAAUCCAGGGGGCUACCAGUUUUGUAACGUGGAGCAAUAUUUCAAUUGUGUAUUGCCUACUCUGCAACUGGGUAAGAAGAAGACUUUCGAUCAAUUUCAAUGCAUUCCACUGUGUGAUCAAAUCGAUUAUACGGCUUGGCAAGAUAUGACGUUACUUCCGAACAAUAUUUUUCCGUCGCUGAUUGAAACAGUGGAUGAGGAGGACGCGGAUGAUGUCAUCGACGACUAUGAUGCUGAAAAUGAUGCGAGCUUACUUGAAUUUCAACGGGACGAGCAUUUUCAGUGCGAGGAAAAUCAAUUGCUUGAUCCUCAGCAGGCACCUUUUACUGCUUCUCUUUGCCCACAGCACAAAAGUGUUCACAGCAUCAAACGUUCUGCUCAGCGUGCUUAUGAAAAACAGUCUCGAUAUCAGGAUGACAUCCAGCUGCGAACAAAACGGCUAAUCCUGAAGCUGCGUGAAUCAACACAAAAGUUAAUAGAUAAUGGCUGGGGUUGGACUGAUGACACGUAUCGCGAUGUAUUCGAGAGACUGAACAGAUCGGUCAGUUGCUUUAAUCAAAUGCCUAUAACGCAUGCGGAAAUGUUUACCGCAACUGAGAAUCCGCCAACAGUCACCGAAGAAGCACGGAUUGCUAAUCUAUUUCGGCUUAUUUUUCCUGGAGAAGAUAUUAGUGGAGCAAAACGAUUCGAAACUGUGGCUCAGCUAAGAGAAGCAACUAGCGAUCGCUUUGAUGAAGUUGUGAAAGAGAUGCAACGACUGAGCAAUAUGGUGAUAAAACUUUCGAAGAUUUACGAUCCAGGUUCAUACAAAUCAUCGCUGGGAGUGAAUCUGCAACGAAUGGAUUCAAUUUUGGGUUUGGUCACACAGUAUGAAACGGGUAGACUGCAGAGACGUGCGUGGGCCGAAAAAAUGCAAUCCCGAAAUAUGCGCCAUUUCUUCGACCAGGAUUUCUUUGAGAUGGGUGCCAUGCUAUAUUUCGGUGAUUUAUCGCAACAAAAUAUGAAAAAGUUUGGAGCAUUUGCCCAAGAUAUUGUCGACUGUACAUUUGGUGAUGUGAAAAAUGAAAGUGUUGAAUUGCUGAAUUCUUUCAAGAAAGUAAUGCAUGAGUUCCAGGUUAAAUUAAUGCUGGAUUUUUUUUUGUGA
This is a messenger RNA of Gongylonema pulchrum, 1362 nucleotides long. The record is from the annotation of a GenBank genome assembly. Lineage: Eukaryota; Metazoa; Nematoda; Chromadorea; Rhabditida; Gongylonematidae.